GAGUGCACUUGAACGCAAAUACAAACGCGCGUCGAAUACGACCCAUUUCUUCUUCCCCAAAUUAACACAGAAACAAACCCUAAAAUCCCUAAACUUCAAAUUAUACCCGCAACCAAUCUUCUGAUCUCACUCUAAAUUCCUGCUGUCUCCGCCUUCAAUCAAUCAGAAUUCAUUCAAACAUCUCCUGAUCUGCACGUAAUUUCGUGUAUCCGCGGGGGAUCAACGCGAUAAAGUUUCAUGUAUCGGAUAUGAUGGACGAAAUAUGAACCGGUAUUGUGGUUAAGUUGUACACAAGCUAAGAUCUGUCACUGCGAAUAUGGAUGUCAAUACUGCCUCUGUGGCUUCUAAUUCAGAACCCCAAGACAAUAUAGAAUUUGAUUCAAAUGAAGCAGCUUACGAGUAUUAUAAAGAAUACGCGAAAUCAGUAGGUUUUGGAACCGCCAAACUGAGCAGUCGUCGUUCCAGAGCCUCAAAAGAGUUCAUUGAUGCUAAAUUCUCAUGCAUAAGAUACGGAAACAAACAACAAUCCGAUGACGCGAUUAAUCCAAGACCCUCACCUAAAAUCGGUUGUAAAGCGAGUAUGCACGUCAAGCGAAAACCGAACGGAAAAUGGUAUAUUCAUAGUUUCGUAAAGGAGCAUAACCAUGAACUCUUGCCAUCUCAAUCACAUUUUUUCCGAAGUCACCGGAAUUCCGACCCGCUUAAAAACGAUCCCAAGAUACGUAGAAAAACAAUAUUAGCAACCAUGUCGAAACAAUACGGCGUAUAUCAACCUACCGGCUUGGAGAAUUAUAUAAGAAAUCAAAACGACAGGGGUCGGUGUUUAACGUUAGAUGAAGGCGACGCUCAAAUACUUCUCGAACUCUUCGUUACAAUGCAGGAAGAAAACCCAAACUUUUAUUAUUCCGUGGAUUUAAACGAAGAACAUCAACUCCGAAACGUAUUCUGGGUCGAUGCAAAAGGCAUCGAGGAUUAUAAAAACUUUAACGAUGUGGUUUCUUUCGACACUAUGUAUUUCACAAACAAGUACAAAAUCCCGUUGGUUCUUUUUAUCGGAGUUAACCAGCAUUGUCAGCCCACAUUACUCGGGUGUGCGUUAAUCGCAGACGAAACGUUAUUCACGUUUGUUUGGUUGUUUCAAACAUGGUUUUUAGCGAUGGGUAGCCGGGCCCCGAGCGUAAUACUUACGGACCGAAGCAAUUCUAUAGAAGCAGCGAUUGCAGCGGUGUUUCCUGACACGCGGCAUUUUUACAAUCUCUGGAAUGUUCUAGAAAAGGUUUCGAGGCAGCUUGAUUGUUUGUACCCGUGGCACGAUACGUUCACGAAGAAAUUUAACAAGUGUAUACACCGGUCAUGGACCGAAGAAGAAUUUGACAAAAGGUGGGUUAAAUUAGUCGACAAGUUUAAUCUUAACGAAGACGCAUGGUUUCAAUCUUUAUACCAUGAUCGAAAACAAUGGGCCCCAACGUUUAUCAAGAACAUAUCGCUUGCUGGAUUAUACGCACCUUCUCGAUCAGAGAGCCCGAAUUCUUUUAUCGAUAAAUACAUUCAUUUAGAAACUUUUUUGCGAGAGUUUCUAGAACAAUACAAACUUAUGGUGGAAGAUUUGUAUGAAGAACAAGCGAAAUCGAAUUUUGACGCGUGGCACGACACACCUGAGUUGAAAUCGCCAUCACCGUUUGAAAAACAGGUGUCGUUUGUAUACACUCAUGAAAUCUUUAAGAGAUUUCAAGUUGAGAUUUUGGGGGCGUCUGCGUGUCAUCUUAAGAUCGACAAACAAGACGGAGAUUCGGUAGCGUGUACCGUAAAAGAAUUCGAAAGUGGUCAAGACUACAUGGUGGAAUGGAAUGGUUCACAUUUGGAUAUAUGUUGUUCUUGUCGUUCGUUUGAAUUUAAAGGCUAUUUAUGUCGGCAUGCGGUUGUCGUUCUACAAAUGUCGGGUGUUUGCAGUAUCCCGUUUAAAUAUGUGCUGCAAAGAUGGACAAAUGCAGCUACUAGCCGAUACCCUAUUAGUGAAAAACUGGAAAACGUACAAACGAAAACCAGACGGCUUAAUGAUUUGUGUCGUCGGGCUAUCAUUUUGGGGGAAGAAGGCUCGAUUUCGCAAGAAAGUUACAAAAUUGCGUUAGGUGCGAUUAAAGAUGCAUUGGCUCAAUGCACAAAUGUGAAUAACUCUGUUGCAAAUGAAGGCCCCGCAGUUUCUAAAGAACCCGCGACUAACUUAGAUGUGAAUCGUAUUACGCGAGCAGAGCCCGAGAAAGAAAAGUCAAACAGUAAUGGUACUGCAGUUAUGAACGAAAAGGUACCCGCACAACCAGAAGUUGUAAAUAUUGGGAUUGAUUCCAGUUUUCAUCAAAUGGAGCUUCCUAACGCGAGGCAUUUACAGUUGCAUAAUAUGAUGGCGCCGCAGUUGCAAGGUGUAGUACCAACAAUGUUCCACAAUGUAGCAUCUACACAGUUUCACAACGUAACUUCAGCACAAUUGCAGAAUUCUCGUCUGCCGCAUUAGAGUUAGAUUUUUUAAUUUUUUUUUUUUAAAAACAUAUAUAUGAUUGUGCAUUCUCUAUCAAUAGAAUUAGAUUUUUUUUCCUUGAGCUAAUCAUACAUUUUCACAUUCGAUCACAUUGUGCUGGUAUUUUGUAAUGUUAGGAAAAUACAGGACAAGUAUAUAGAGUCCUGAUUCAAGGUUAGAGCUCUUUUUUAUCCACUAUUGAUAUAUAUCUCUAUAUACAUA
Messenger RNA from Helianthus annuus (common sunflower), 2734 nucleotides. RefSeq names its product protein FAR1-RELATED SEQUENCE 4. Gene Ontology annotation, biological process: regulation of DNA-templated transcription. The coding region runs from base 317 to 2509 and encodes 730 amino acids. Gene Ontology annotation, molecular function: zinc ion binding. The transcript has 4 exons. Lineage: Eukaryota; Viridiplantae; Streptophyta; Magnoliopsida; Asterales; Asteraceae. The record is from RefSeq and is a predicted model, not a curated record.